ACAUUUAAUUAUAAUCCAGCUUCAGAGAUAACUUAAAGAAGUAUAGAGAGAAAAUUCGUUAUGACAUCUGUCGCCAGAAAGGGCAACUCAUUACCACGUUAAAACCGUUGCCAGAACGAAAAUCAGAAUAAUACCCCUAAUAAUAUAAUGAAGUGGAGAGAAAUCACCACCAGCUCGCCAGGAAUGGGGAGUUCUCGCUAUAAAACAGGACUCCCCUUUUCUUUCGAAACGCAGGAAAAGGAGGGGGGGGUGGAAUUUUGGAUCUGAUUCGUUAUUUAAAAAAGAAAGAAAAAUAGGGGUUCAAAAAAAAAAAAAAAAAGAAGGGAAGGAAGGAAGAAAGGAAGGCAAGCAGGCGGCAAAGCUUUCUCAAUGUGUAACGCUGUAACAUAGGGACGGGACUUGUGUGUAUUCUCGGUAGUUUCCUCUGUUUGAUGAGUUUUUGUGUCAGCCCCAGAUAUUACAGCUGUGAUCAGGAGGUGGAUGGAUAGAUAGAUGAAUGGAUGGACAGAUAGAUAGAUAGAUUUUAUUUCAGUGCGUGGAUUCCUUUCGCUCGGCGGUAUUAAGGGCAGGCUGGGCUGUUUAUGAUUUUUUGAACAGACCUUUAUGGCACCAGCCCAAGGUAGGAAAGGAUCUUUUGUUGCUGGGGUUGCAGCUCGCAGGCUUAGACGCUUCUGCAGUGGGAGAAGCUAUGCAGGACAACGUGCUUGGAAGAACCGCACCCGGGGCUUUAAAUGACAAACCUCCAGUUUUGGGGUCUUCUUUUCACUUCUUCCUUUCAGAUACGUCAUGACGGAUCAAACAGUUACCGUUUGAUGCAGCUUGGAUGCCUGGAGUCUGUGGCCAACUCGACCGUCGCCUAUUCCUCCUCGUCUCCUCUCACUUACUCUACCACGGGCACCGAGUUCGCCUCCCCGUACUUCUCCACUAACCACCAGUACACCCCACUGCAUCACCAGUCCUUCCACUACGAGUUCCAACACAGCCACCCGGCAGUCAACCCCGACGCUUACUCCUUGAACUCUCUCCACCACUCCCAGCAAUACUACCAGCAGAUCCACCAUGGGGAACCCACUGAUUUUAUCAACCUGCACAAUGCGCGGGCGCUCAAGUCCUCUUGCUUGGACGAGCAGAGGAGAGAGCUGGGGUGCUUAGAUGCUUACCGCCGCCACGACCUGUCUCUUAUGAGCCAUGGGUCCCAAUAUGGGAUGCAUCCAGAUCAAAGACUCCUGCCAGGACCAAGCCUCGGGCUUGCAGCCUCGGGAGCAGACGAUUUGCAGAGCUCAGUGGAGGCCCAAUGUGGACUUGUACUGAACGGGCAAGGAGGUGUGAUAAGAAGAGGUGGAACAUGUGUUGUUAACCCCACCGACUUGUUCUGUUCUGUACCUGGUCGCUUAUCUCUACUCAGCUCCACUUCAAAGUACAAAGUGACCAUUGCAGAAGUGAAGAGGCGCCUUUCACCACCAGAAUGCCUCAAUGCUUCCCUCUUAGGAGGCAUUUUAAGAAGAGCAAAAUCUAAGAAUGGAGGACGCUGCUUGAGAGAAAAAUUAGACAGACUGGGACUGAAUUUGCCUGCAGGAAGAAGAAAAGCAGCAAAUGUCACACUCUUGACUUCCUUGGUAGAAGGGGAAGCAUUACAUUUGGCCAGAGAUUUCGGCUACACCUGUGAAACAGAGUUCCCUGCCAAGGCAGUGGGAGAGCACAUUGCCAGACAGCACAUGGAACAGAAAGAGCAGACAGCAAGGAAAAAGAUGAUCUUAGCAACAAAACAAAUAUGUAAAGAAUUCCAAGAUCUUCUGAGUCAAGACAGAUCACCCCUUGGAUCCUCCAGACCGACUCCAAUACUAGACCUCGACAUCCAGAGACAUUUAACACAUUUCAGUUUGAUCACUCAUGGUUUUGGAACUCCUGCAAUAUGUGCUGCCCUAAGCACUUUCCAAACUGUUCUCAGUGAAAUGCUGAACUACUUGGAAAAGCACACAUCGCACAAAAACGGAGGAGCGGCAGAAUCCGGCCAAGGACACGCCAACUCGGAGAAAGCCCCCCUGCGGAAAACUUCAGAGGCUGCUGUGAAAGAGGGCAAAACAGAAAAGACAGACUAGCUACAUCAAACAGAAUCUAUUUCAAGAGAGUCUUGCUGCUGAUAUUUUUUUUUAAAUAUAUAUAUCAUUGAGGGCGAUUUAUCUCCAGUGGACCAAAUCCAAAAAAGGGGGGAAAAAAGAGAAAAAAAAAAAAAAAAGGAAAAAAAAGAAAAAAAGAAAGAAAAAAGAGAAAGAUUAAAACAGAGAAAGAGAGAGCAUGAGAGAGGAAAGUAUUCAAUCCUAAGAACAGCAGUGUACAGUAAUUGUGUGAUGAAAUUGUCACUUUUUUAAAAUUUAUGUUGCUCUAAACUACUUUUUCGUGCACGUAGUAUUUGAUUGUUCUGAAUGAUACACUAACACUGUUUUUAUAAGCACUUCUGGACUUGGCUGAGGUGGCACAUGAAAUUUGUCACAGGCCAACUUGAAGCACUUUCUUCUCUGGCAGCACAGUUAGGGCCAGCACAUCGGUUGUGGGACAUGCAGUUCCAGCAUACUGGCUUUGCUCACAUGCAGGAUAGAUUGAAAGAAGGGCUUCCUCUGAUCCAUCAGAAAUGCCUGAUCCAGACAUCAUUGGGAAAAUAAUAUGGAUACCUGGCAAGAGAGGAAUCUGUGGGUCAUGGGACAAAUGAACUGUUUGGUAUUGGGGGCUGCAUAUCUCCACAUGGGAUUGUACAAUAAAGCUGCACUGGAAUGAGACCAGAACCUGUUAGGAAUCUGUCCUGGCCAUUCAAGCAGCUAAGGUGUCUUUUGUGAGAAGAGCAUGGCAGACUAAAUGGGGAAAAAAUAUCCACACUUGAUAGUUUAAUUAAGAGCCCUGAUCCCUCUGUGAACUUCAGAUUAAAUGACUGCAUGGGCUUCUGUCCUCUAUCUUCUCAGCCCUUGGUCCCACAACACUGCAGUCUGCCACACCUGGGUUUCUGUUCAACAGCAUCAAUGCAGGCAAUCGGAGUCACCUUUUGUGUUGCCAUGAUUUUAUGAUGCUUUUUCUUCAACAGCUUGUUUCUGCAGCUUUAUUGUUUUCAGAAAUCCAGCUGAGGUGCAGAGGUCUAACAGAAUCCACUCAUCUAUAGAAAAAAUAAAAUAAAACCAAAAUGACAUGUAAGAGAGAUUGGUACAGUCCACAGCAGCUAAGUGCUUAAUAACUUUGUGUAUUUUGAAAUAUUAGUUCACCACCCAGCACACAUCCUCACAAAGAAAACACUGGAGGCAUAGUUUGAGCUCAAGCCUCUGAGUCAAGAGGCAUUUCCCAGCCACAUUCUGACUUCUUCAAUGAAACUUCCAUUCAAUUCCUUUUCUUGUUUCUCUCAUAUCAUUUUAUUGAGAAAGUUAGGGAGGAUUGAUAUUGUAGGGUGGGGUUAUACUGACCUUCAAACUCUUUAAAAUCAACAUAAUAAGAUCUUUUCUUCCAAAAGACAAUUCAUCUCUUUCUACAGCAGGAAAAAAAAAAAAUACAGUAGUCCAUGUGUAAGUGUUUAUAGCUAUUUGAGAUGCUUUAGGGUGUCCAAGACAGCCACAUAGUUUUGACAGAUAUGUCAAGAAACCAAUAGGGUGUCUGGAUUCUCCUGGAAGAUGAUAUGGAGGACCUGAGAAGACAGCACUAGAGACAAAUGGGUGGCCACCUGUCCUGCACACCAAGUGCCUAGGAUGGGUGGAAGGGAUCAUCUGGAAGUGCCUGUCUUUCUCCAUGGAUAAUAGCCAGAAUUUAAUGGUGGUAUUCUGUAUUGCACAUGACUACAACUGGACUGGUCACCCUCUUCUCCCUAUAAUUAGUGGAAAGAGGCACUUAUGGUGUACUCUUCAUCUUACCUCAAAACAGCAAUGAAUCAUGCUCUUGAAGUGUGUCUUUUUCUCAACUAGAUAAGAAGGAAGCCAGGGAUAAAAGUGCUCAUACACAUUGUCAUUUUCUAGAGCUAGUUAAAAUACAUUACAUCUUGCAUGACCCGCUUUAGAUUUAUCAACCUAGGGGGUAUAAAAACUGUCCAAAAGCAUUUACAGGUAUGAUGUAGGGAGAUGAUUAACAAGAUCAUCCUCAGCUUUCAAAGGUAUGGAAGGAAACAGAACAGUUAUGGCAUGGCACUAUUCCUCUUGAGACCAGUAAGGACAUUGCCAUCAAGGCAAGAAAACAAGCUAAAACUAUCUGAGUCCCUAUUUGCUUGUAGCAGGAAGGCAGGAAGGCGAUAGAAAGGUGAAAGAAAGAAAGGCGAAAGAAAGAAAGAA
Cygnus olor (mute swan) is the source of this 4295-nucleotide messenger RNA. RefSeq names its product transcription factor AP-2 delta (gene TFAP2D). The record is from RefSeq and is a predicted model, not a curated record. Bases 732 to 2099 code for a protein of 455 amino acids. The transcript is spliced from 7 exons. Lineage: Eukaryota; Metazoa; Chordata; Aves; Anseriformes; Anatidae. Gene Ontology annotation, cellular component: nucleus. Gene Ontology annotation, molecular function: RNA polymerase II transcription regulatory region sequence-specific DNA binding; DNA-binding transcription factor activity, RNA polymerase II-specific. Gene Ontology annotation, biological process: regulation of cell population proliferation; regulation of transcription by RNA polymerase II; anatomical structure development.